Molecule: messenger RNA, 531 nt
Organism: Papaver somniferum (opium poppy)
Lineage: Eukaryota; Viridiplantae; Streptophyta; Magnoliopsida; Ranunculales; Papaveraceae
Exons: 1
Coding region: 1-531 (176 amino acids)
Molecular function (GO): protein binding
Source: RefSeq, a predicted model, not a curated record
AUGGAACCACUAUCUAAUAUCGAUAGCGAAGGCGAUAACACCAACGUUCUAGUUAGUAGUGUCUCUGGAGAUACCAUUCUUCACAUGUGUGCACUAUGCUUCCAAACUGACAUUAUGAACCAACUGUUGAGAAUAAUGCCGGCGGCAAAAAGGUUACUGUCAGUGCCUAAUAGGAAAGGGAACACAGUGUUACAUGAGGCAGCCAGGACGGGUAUUGUAGAGAUGGCGAUGUUAAUCUUAGAGAAAGAAGUAGAUGGUGGAGGAGAUCAAGUGUUGAUAUCAGUUCCCAACUUAAAUGGUGAGACACCUAUAUACUGGGCAGCAAUGUAUGGACAUAAAGAUAUGUUGUUAUUUUUAAAUACAACUGCCACUAGCAGAGGAAUCGCAAGCACAUUCACAUCCACAUCAAGGAUUGGCCCAUUGACAACGAGGAAUGAUGGCUCAAUAAUUCUUCAUGCUGCUAUUCUUGCGGAAUUUUAUGGUAACAAACAAUAUUCAUGCAGAUUCUGCUUGGUAGCAGGGUUUGCUUGA